GGCGUGGAGCGGGUGACGUCAAUGUGCGCCAGACUUGGCCCCGGAGGCGUCGCGCGCAGACGGCGUAGCCAUGUUGCCGAGGACGGGUGUCUCCAAACAGGACAUUCGUGAACACAUUUGGGACUACAUGGAAUCACAGAAUUUAGCUGACUUUCCCCGUCCUGUUCACCACAGGAUUCCCAACUUUAAGGGGUCUUACCUGGCUUGCCAAAACCUCAAAGACCUAGACGUUUUUGCCAGAACUCAGGAAGUUAAAGUGGACCCUGAUAAACCACUAGAAGGCGUUCGGCUGCUGGCACUGCAGAACAAAAAAACAUUGUUGGUUCCAACACCACGACUGAGAACCGGGUUGUUUAAUAAGAUCACACCACCCCCUGGGGCAACUAAAGACAUCUUGAGAAAAUGUGCCACCUCUCAGGGUGUGAGGAACUACAGCGUCCCCAUAGGCUUGGAUUCCAGAGUCCUUGUGGAUUUAGUUGUGGUGGGAUCCGUGGCCGUUUCUGAAAAAGGCUGGAGAAUCGGGAAGGGAGAAGGCUACGCCGAUCUGGAAUAUGCCAUGAUGGUGUCCAUGGGCGCCAUCAGCAAGGAGACGCCAGUGGUCACCAUCGUCCACGACUGCCAGGUUGUGGACAUCCCUGAAGAGCUCCUUGAGGAGCACGACAUCACUGUCGACUACAUUCUCACUCCAACCAGAGUCAUCGCCACAGGCUGCGAGCGCCCAAAGCCAAUGGGAGUCACCUGGUCCAAGAUCAGCCGGGAGAUGAUGGAGAAAAUCCCAGUACUGAGGAGACUCCGUGCCCGAGAGCAGCAGGCUGGGAAGGAUGUCACCCUCCAGGGUGAGCACCGGCAUCCUCCGGAACCAGGCCGGCAGCAGACGGUGCCCUGGAGUGCUGGCAGAAGGCCCCAGGACACACCUGGGCCAGAAGCCAAUUCCAUGGAGGCAGCCUGUGGCUCCCCACUAGGGGAGGGUGCCCCGCUUGCAGCCGAUGUUUAUGUUGGGAACCUCCCCCAGGAUGCCCGUGUGAGUGAUCUGAAGAGAGCCCUGCGGGAACUCGGUUCCGUGCCCCUGCAGCUCACGAGGGAGGGCCGGCGGCACAGGGCCUUCCUCCGUUACCAGGACGCAGCCGCAGCCCAGCAGGCCAUCUCCUGCUUGCAGGGCCUGCGCCUGGGCACUGACACCUUGAGGGUGGCGCUGGCCAGGCAGCAGAGGGACAAGUGACCUCAUGGAAAGCCACAGAGCCCACUGCUGGUUCGCCAUCCGCAUCACCUGCCGCACCGGUUCCCGUGGCACUCGAGGCCUGUGUGGCGAGACGUGAUGGAGCCUCUGUGUGAGCUGCUCGGGUCUCAGUGAAUUCCCAGGACCUCCUGUGAGCUGGGAAGCCAGCUCGCAGUGCAUCUCACAGCGCGCAGGAGGCUGCAGCCCCCUGUUCGUGCAGGCCUUGAGCCAGUUUGUAUUUCCCUGGAGGGACACAGCAGAUGGGCCAGGGACUGAGUGAGCAGCGAAGCAGGUGUGGGAAGUGUGAAGGUGAUCUCGGGUUUGCAGGGUGGCCUCAACAAAAGAUGGACAAAGGAGCUGGCUUCCUAGAGGCCAUGACAGGGACCUCAUGCUGGCACAGAAGGGUGCCCCUGGGCUCCAGGCUCCUGAGCUGGCAGCACUGCAGGGAGAGCUCCAUUCACAUCAAGCUCCUUUCCUUGGGCAGGAGCCCAAGGAGCUCCGCCCCUGGGUAAAAAGCAUUUGCUGCAGCUCAGCUCCAUUCUCAGGCCACACUUUGGGGAGCCAACCUCCCCUGGUCACCUCCCCAGCCACGCUCCUCCCUCUGUGGACACACACGCCAGGUCCUCAGCCAGCUGCCUGCACGGGAGCAGCUCUGUGCUGUGGAGAGACUGGCUCUGGGGGGACAGGUUUCAUCCCAGCUCACAUCACAUUUGCCCAGUGCCUCAUGUUUUAUGGGUUUUGUUCCUCCAGUUCUGUUUCUGAAACACCAGCUGGAGUUUGGCUGAAGGGUCCUUUCUCAACAGAAGGCUUUUUGCAGUUGAUCCUGGGCACCAAGUCAAAAUAAGCAUUUAAGCGGAGAUUUUUUUUUUUUUUAAAUGUAUAUGCUUUGAAAAUUGAGUUUUUAGCCAGAGGGUUUUACUGAAUGUUAUUUUAAGCACCUUAUUAUGCCUCAAGAGGGGAGCCCUUGCGUGCAGUUAAAAGAAAAUGUUCUCAGGACACUUGGUCUUCUCAUUGAAAGGGCAUUUUAAGGGCAUUUUCUCAUUGGUUUUACCAUGAAAAUCCUGUGGAGACUUUGGAAAGAAAAUGCAGCCUUAGAUUUGCUCAUUAAAUACCGGUUUCCUUUCCAA
Messenger RNA from Cebus imitator (Panamanian white-faced capuchin), 2343 nucleotides. It is a transcript of the gene MTHFSD, whose product is annotated as methenyltetrahydrofolate synthetase domain containing. Bases 71 to 1219 code for a protein of 382 amino acids. The record is from RefSeq and is a predicted model, not a curated record. Gene Ontology annotation, cellular component: cytoplasm. NCBI's taxonomy places the organism in Eukaryota, Metazoa, Chordata, Mammalia, Primates, Cebidae. Gene Ontology annotation, molecular function: RNA binding. The transcript is spliced from 8 exons.